Molecule: messenger RNA, 977 nt
Organism: Daphnia pulicaria
Lineage: Eukaryota; Metazoa; Arthropoda; Branchiopoda; Diplostraca; Daphniidae
Product: beta-1,4-galactosyltransferase 4-like
Exons: 4
Coding region: 171-977 (268 amino acids)
Biological process (GO): glycosphingolipid biosynthetic process; carbohydrate metabolic process
Molecular function (GO): N-acetyl-beta-glucosaminyl-derivative 4-beta-N-acetylgalactosaminyltransferase activity
Source: RefSeq, a predicted model, not a curated record
UUACAGGACGUUGGUCAAAAAUCCUUCGAAAGUUCUUUAAAUGUCGAAUACAAAUUACUGUCUUCUCUCUAUCUUUAAUAUUUUUAAAAAUAUUUUCGAUAGACUUUUUUAAUCAAUAUUUUCUACGUACAACAGAUUGUCCCAUAAUUUCUCCAUUACUAGUUGGUUGGAUGGAUAUCCCUCAAUCUACGAAAUCCCUUGGUGUUACAAACGAACAUGACAUCGAGCUACGUUUGAAAGAAAAUGGAUUAGAAAUUGGAGGAAGCUACAAGCCCAAAUAUUGUCGAUCAAGGAACAAAGUUGCCAUCGUUAUCCCUUACCGCAACAGAAAAGUUCAUUUGAUUAUUUUUCUAUCUUAUAUUCAUUUGUUUCUUCAGCGACAGCAACUGGAAUAUUCCAUAUUUGUCGUGGAGCAGACUGAUGGCUCGCCAUUCAAUAGAGGGAUGUUAAUGAACAUUGGGUUUGAAGAAGCUCAGUUACAAAGCAAUUUCAAAUGUUUCAUAUUUCACGACAUUGAUAUGUUACCAGAAAACGAUGCCAACCUAUACGGAUGUCCAGAAGACGGGAAACCUCGUCAAAUGGCUUUUACCAUUGACAUCUUUGAAUACAAAUCUACUCCAGAUGGAUAUUUCGGAGGUGUUACCGCAUUUUCAAUCAAGGAUUUCCGAAAAGUAAACGGCUUUUCAAAUUUAUUCUGGGGAUGGGGUGGAGAGGACGAUGAUUUGUUUCAACGUUUAAGUUUUCACAAUCUAACUGUAACACGUCCUUUUGAUGGUCUACCAAAUCUCACUUCUUUCGCACGUUACCGAACCUUAUACCAUACCGAAGAAAAACCUAAUCCAGAGCGUUGGCGUCUAAUUCAGGAAGGGAAAUGGCGCUUUCAAACAGAUGGAUUAAUAAGUCUCCAGUAUCGAAGACUGUUUAUAAAAUUUAAACCCCUUUAUACACAUAUUUAUGUAGACAUAAAAAAAUAUUAA